AUGUCUUUGGGGCAACGAAUUUCCGGCGCAGUUGCGGUUCUCCGCGGGACCUCGACGGAGCCUAAAGAGAGCGGCGGCCACACGUCGUGCGCAGAGGAGAUCGAGAAGAUGACAUCCGAAGAAGAGGUCAAGGCCGAAGCGCAGCACAAAGUAACGGCACUCGACAGGUUACAGAUGGUGAUAGAAUGGAUGGGAAGUAAUUUGCUUUUGGCACUGACCAUCACUGGGGUUUUGUUGGGUCUGGUUUUCGGGUUUCUGGGUCGAUUGGCCAAUUUCUCGCCGCAAUCUAUAACCCUCGUCAGCUUUCCGGGAGAGCUUCUUAUGCGGAUGCUGAAGAUGUUUAUCCUGCCACUCAUCAUCUCGUCAUUAAUCUCUGGAAUGGCACAGUUGGAUGUUCAAAGAUCAGGAAGAAUAGGAUUCAGAGCGUUAACAUACUACUCGAUAACAACCAUUCUCGCUGCUAUAGUGGGCAUCGCGAUGGUACUGAUGAUCCAUCCAGGUAAUCCGCAAAUUAAAACUGCUGUUGCGGCGGUGGUGAAGGCUGAAGAAACAAAAGUUUCUACUAUAGAUGCGAUUCUCGACAUAAUUCGAAAUAUGCUACCGGAGAAUCUGGUGCAAGCGUGCUUCCAACAGGUUCAGACUUCCUACGUGAAGAAGAAGGUGGUCGUGAUCGGCAGCGCGAAUCAAAGCGAGUACAUCGUGGAGCCGACUUUAGUUUAUAAAGAUGGCACGAACGUGAUGGGCAUGAUUGUAUUUUGCAUCAUCUUUGGCGUGCUCGCGGGCCAGAUAGGACCACGUGGCAAGUUGAUGGUGGACUUCUUUGUAGUGUUGAACGAGAUCAUUAUGAAGCUCGUCACGAUUGUCGUCGUCUGGUAUUCUCCAUUCGGAAUUAUGUGUCUGAUAGCUGGAAAAAUCAUGUCAAUCACAAAUUUGGCGGCAACUGCUCAGAUGUUAGGUUUAUACAUGGUGACAGUUGUAUUAGGUUUAAUGAUCCAUGCGAUUAUCACAUUGCCAUUGAUCUAUUGGUUUAUAACUCGAAAGAAUCCAGCAGUCUUUUUUAGAGGCAUGAUGCAAGCCUGGGUGACAGCAUUAGGAACCGCUUCGAGCGCGGCGACUUUGCCUUUAACUUUUCGUUGUCUGGAAGAAAACAACAAGAUUGAUCCUCGUGUGACACGUUUCGUUGUGGCAGUCGGUGCGACUGUAAAUAUGGACGGCACAGCUCUUUAUGAAGCUGUAGCUGCAAUCUUCAUCGCACAAUUAAAUGGAAUCUCACUGGGAUUCGUUGAAGUCAUUACUGUCAGCCUCACAGCUACUUUGGCGAGCGUCGGAGCCGCAAGUAUCCCCAGUGCAGCGCUGGUCACCAUGCUGCUAGUGUUGACUGCCUUGGGUCUCCCUACGAACGAUGUUUCCUUAUUAUUCGCCAUCGACUGGAUGCUGGAUCGGAUCAGAACCUCGAUCAAUGUUCUUGGUGAUGGUUACGGGGCUGGGAUAGUUUAUCACUUAAGCAAAGCGGAAUUGGAUAAAAUGGACGAGGAAAGGAGAUUAGAAGGUUUGGAAACCGGAAGACCUCUCGAGAUUGCUGAAGUCUGUCGAGAAGAGAUAGGGACACAUGAGCAAACUUCCGAGACAAAAAUUUAAAUCUUUAUCAGAUUUGAAUGAAAUUGUAACAUUAUUUGUCAGUAGACACGUUUACUGCUCCCUGUGUUAAAUAUAUUCGUGUCAUGCGAUUGAUUUUCACUGCCGAAAUCGAAUUUUCUCCGUGAAUUAAAUUCAAUAUACGUCAAAGUAAGUUAUAAUUACAAUUAAACAAGUGAUAGCUACAAUUGGGAUUUUAUUUAGUGAUAUAAAUAUUCCGUUUUUGUAGUAAAUGUUAGUAGUAAUGGAUAAAGGCGUUAAAAACAUUGAAGUAGAAAAUGUGAGCAUGUUAAGUACAAACUAAUGGAAGUUGUGUAUCGAUUUCUUAUUUUUUUUCUUAGUGCGUGAAUAUUCAUCUACUUUAAAAUAUCCAAGAAUGUA
Pogonomyrmex barbatus (red harvester ant) is the source of this 2016-nucleotide messenger RNA. RefSeq names its product excitatory amino acid transporter 2 (gene Eaat-2). Gene Ontology annotation, biological process: L-glutamate transmembrane transport. The record is from RefSeq and is a predicted model, not a curated record. Lineage: Eukaryota; Metazoa; Arthropoda; Insecta; Hymenoptera; Formicidae. Gene Ontology annotation, molecular function: glutamate:sodium symporter activity; L-glutamate transmembrane transporter activity; neutral L-amino acid transmembrane transporter activity. Gene Ontology annotation, cellular component: plasma membrane.